AUGGCGUCYGAAGAAGCAUUGAGACUUGCUCCGUCAAGGCUCGACGACUCAGAUGUUGAAGUUGAUGAAAMUUUAUUGAGUUCUAGCGAUAAUGAGAGUGAAGAUGAAGAGUCCAAGCACUCAAAUAUCAAAAAGGUUAUUGACACUUUGGACAAAGUCUCAACCAAAAGGAGAAAGCACCAAAGAUUUGAACCCAGUUUGAACGUAUCAGAGUAUAACCUCAGCACUAGUGCAGAAAAUGACAAAGUAGAACUGAAUGACCUUAUUGGCUCACUGAAAAAAGAUGGCGGUUAUGGAAAUCUUAAGAAAAAGCUGGAAAGCAUGGAGAAGAAUGCUGGAACGUUGGAUGUUCCUCUCAAUAAACCAGAGGCUGAAAAAAUCCAAAGAACUGUUGCAUUUGAUGAAACAUCCAAAGAAGUAGGAAAGUGGCAGCCAAUUGUGAAGAAGAACAGAGAGGCUGAACAUUUAUCUUUUCCUCUUAAUCAUCAACAAAUUUCAGCUGUUUCCACUAAAACACUCACUGCAAAUUUUAAGCCUAGAACACCACUGGAGGAAGAAAUUGCUGCUGUGUUGAAGGGCAGUUCUCAUAUGAUGGAAAGAACAAACAAAGAAUUGACAGAAGAAGAAGAACAAGCCUUACUCACCAUGAGUGUGGAAGAGGCAAAAGAAAGACGAAAAGAGCUCCAGAGAUUACGAGCCCUGCAGUCCUACUAUGAAGAGAAGUGCCGUAGAGCCAAGAAGAUCAAAAGCAAAAAGUAUCAUCGUAUUAAGAAAAAAGGAGAAAAACGUUCUGCUGAGAAACAUCUUGAAGACCUAGAGAAAACAGACCCAGAGAAAGCUCUAGAAGAAUUAGAAAAACUUGAAAGAGAAAGAGCAAAGGAAAGACUCUCUUUGAAACAUCGCUCAACUUCCAAGUGGGCCAAGAACUUGCUUAUUAGAGGACAAAAUAAUCCAGAGGCUAAAAAAGCUCUACAGGAACAGCUUGACCUUAGCAGAAAACUGACAGAAAAACAGAGAGAAAUGUCAGAAAGUGAAGAGGAGGAAGAAAGUGGGGUUUUACCGGAAGACGACGACGAAUCAAAUACUUUUGGCAGACUUGUAGCCGAGGCGGACAAUCCAUGGAGUAUAGAUAAAACUGGAGAUGUAACAGCUUUAGAUGAUAAUGAGAAGAAAACAAAUGAGUUGUCUGGAUUCAAGCUUGCUGAACCAAUCAUCAAUAAGGAAUCAGUUUAUAUUGAUAACAAUAAUGAAAACAGUGACACUGAGGCACCAGAGGACGACUUUGAAAUCACUUUAUCAAAAAAUACAAAACCAACAAAAUCGACGAAAAAGAAACGAAAACAGAAAACUUCAAAUGAAGUUCAUGAAUCGGAAAUUUCAAAAACGAAUGAGAAAGCCAAAAAAGGCAAAGAUAAAAUUAAGAAAAAAACAAAGAAGAAAAAACACGAGGGAAAUGAYGAAGAAAAUGACGAAACUGAAUUCCACGAAAUAGAAGGUAAUAACCAAAAUCUGGGAGAUAACUCGACACCAAACAAAACCGCAACAGCGGAAUCAGCGAAAUCAGCAAAACCCAAAAAAUCAGCAAAACCAACUUCAUCUAUUUUGGAUCCCAAAAAGAUUUUUCCYCAUGAAGAUGGCAAUCUCCAAAGUGAUGACGCUGACCAGCUCAUGACGAUACAGCAGGCGUUUGCAAAUGAUGACGUCAUUGAGGAGUUUGUCCGAGAAAAAGAGGACGCAGUGGAGUUGUCUAAAGGAAAAGACCUCGAUCUGACGCUACCUGGCUGGGGGGAAUGGGGAGGACCYGGUGUAAAGGUUUCUGUGAAAAAGAAAAAUAAAUUUGUYAAGAAAGCUGAAGAAAAGUCGUCAAGAAAAGACAAAGACUUAGCYCAUGUUAUUAUCAAUGAAGAAGUAAAUAAGAAGUUUGCCAAGAUACAAGUUAAAAAUGUACCACAUCCUUACAUGAACCCAAACCAGUUUGAAAAAAGCAUCAGAAA
Messenger RNA from Exaiptasia diaphana, 1994 nucleotides. RefSeq names its product U3 small nucleolar RNA-associated protein 14 homolog A. Gene Ontology annotation, cellular component: small-subunit processome; nucleolus. The record is from RefSeq and is a predicted model, not a curated record. NCBI's taxonomy places the organism in Eukaryota, Metazoa, Cnidaria, Anthozoa, Actiniaria, Aiptasiidae. Gene Ontology annotation, biological process: rRNA processing.